Molecule: messenger RNA, 3620 nt
Organism: Armigeres subalbatus
Lineage: Eukaryota; Metazoa; Arthropoda; Insecta; Diptera; Culicidae
Gene: Tmem214
Product: transmembrane protein 214
Exons: 8
Coding region: 319-2397 (692 amino acids)
Cellular component (GO): endoplasmic reticulum; Golgi apparatus
Source: RefSeq, a predicted model, not a curated record
AGAAGAAAACAUUGUCCAGUUGUCGGUCGCAUCGUUGUCGCUUCGCUAUCCUCUGCCAUUUGAAAUAGUUUUCCUUCGUUGUAGAUUAUCGGAUAUAUUCGCAAAUUUUCUUCAUUUACUCAUAGUUUAUUAUGGUAAGAGUUGUUUCGUAGAUUGUUUCUCUGGUUCGCGUUACAAUUCCCCGGUUUUGUGUUAACUAUUGUCCCCAAGUUUUGUUAGACAAAGUGUUUGAUCGUUUCCACUGAAGUGUUAUCAGUGCGGUGAUUUGAAUUAAAAAGUUUUUGUAGUGUUAUCUCGUUAAAUUUAAAAUUCUCAAUAAUGUCUGAUGAAUGGGAAGUUGUAAGCAAGCAGAAGAAACCUCGUAAGCCGGCCGGAAACAAAAAUAAAGCGUCCGCUGCCGAAAAAGCCGGAACAUCCAAAAUAGCCGACGCGGAUACAAUGGAUCAGAUUCGGUCAUUGUACGCCAAUGUGAAGGACAACCUAUUAAUCGAUCAGGGCAACAAGGAGAAUAAAAACAGUCAAAAUGUGGCGAAUGGAAGGCAUCAAAGUCAGCAACAGCAGGAUCGGAAACGAUCACCCGCACGUGGUCAACAGCAAAACAAAGCCAAACAUAAGCAAGAAACGGAUAAGAAACAACCUGCAAAGCCCAAGUACAAGGAUCUGGGGGCCGCGUUGAAAACAGUGAGCGUUAGUGACCUCCGCGCGCACUUAUGGGCUGUGAAUGAAAACUUCAAAGACAAUCACUUGAUGUCAUUGAAAGCGAUUACGACGUUUUUGAAUGAAUCCCUUCGCGUAGAUGUCGCUGACCCUACCUUUGCCAACAAGACUCUCUCCUAUCCAUAUGAUGUGCUUCCUCAGGAUCUGAAAGAAUUAGUUGAUGACACGAUUGCCAAAGCAGGUGAUCAGAAUGUGCAAUACUUUUACGAUCUGACGCUGUCCAAUCUGACUGGUGAUAUGAACAAAAAUUUGCCGCAUCUGGGCCAUACGUUACUCCUUCAGGCAAUGGCCAUCAACAAUCCGCAAAUUUGCGUCAACAAUCUGGCCAGGAAUGCCAUCCUGAGGAACUCGUUUCAAAACCGGAGUAGCAUCGGGCUCAGCUUGCUGUGGGCUCUCGGGCAAGGGGGCUACCACGAUCCCAGCGUGGGACUCAAAGUUUGGCAGGACAUCAUGGUCCCGGUGAUCGAGCUUAAAACGUACAGCAAAUACGUCCACGAGUAUGUUCAUAAAAUUCUACAUCAGAACUCGACUGCCAAACUCGACAUUUCAUCCAGCGAUUUCCUGACCAUACUGAGCUCGUUGACAACGCAAAGCAAACCCAAUCGUGAAUUAUCCGUACUGCUUGAUCAAGCAUCGAAACUGUUGGUAAAACGAUACGUCCUCAGUGCCCCGAAGACCCCAGUCACCUUUACGACGCUGUUCAAAAACUUCCAGUUCAUCGCGAAACCGGACCUGAUCUAUUUCGGACUGAUAUUGUGCCUCAACGAAGACCCCGAAUGCUGGGCGGCCUGGCGAGGUCUUUAUAGGAAAAACAUCCAACAAACCGCAGAUCUGUUAAGUUUUAUUGAUAAUUCUUCUUCUAAAUCAGCGAACAAGCUGUUGAGUGAUAGACUUUUUCAUCAAUUUUUGGAUGAUAUUCAGCUAAUAAAUGCAGAGCUUGGAGAGAGCAAGAAGAAAGUGGAAGGACUAGUAGCUUCAACUGCUGUAUUACAGCAAGUGCAAAACAAUGUCACCUCCAAAAAGAACAAAGCCGCCAAGUCUGUCAAAACGCAGCGAACGAGCGCAACCACAGUGUGCUGUAGUUUCCUGCUGGCCACAUUCCUGCUGUUCGGUCUAACCGGUGGCCUCAUUGGCUUUGACACCUACCAGGCUGGUGGUAAUUUCGAGAAAUCCCACACCGGACAGCUGCUGAAGCAGGCUGGCCUGCUUCCGGCGGUGCAGGACGCGUGGACAUGUACGCUGAAGUACAGUGCGCGAGGCUACAAGUGGUCCGAGGAGCACGUUCCCGUCUACUACGGGCAGGCGAAAAAGACCGUUGGACCCUACGUAGAAUUUUCGAUAGACUUCAGCAAAGUUCUAUGGAAUGGGGCCAAGAAGGGCUUUGGCAACGUGAAACUGCUAGUUGAGCAGAAAACUCCAGUGGUGGCGGAAUUUGUCGAGCAGUACGCCCCAGGGCUACCGAAGAAGGUUGGUGACUUUGCUUGCUCGACGUGGACCACCGUCAGCACGUUUACGGUCAAAACCUACAACCAGAGCUGCGAGUUCUUCAAAACUAAGGUGUUUGUUGGUCAACUAUCGCCGGAAAACUUGGGAAAAGCCUUCAACAGUACCCAACAGGCUGCUGCUCAGUACUAUAGCUGGUUCCACGAAAAGGUGGAUUUCUACGCCAAGGUCAAGUAAGCCCCAGCGCACUCGGUGCCCACCAGCGUUUCGUGUAAGUCAAGAUCAUCAUGUUUCGGACGGAGACCUGGGAGUGUACACACAGAACAUGGUGACAAGUGAGAAAAGUAAUACGUUUUAGCAAAAAAAAAACCAACAUCGGAAAAUGCCCUAUCCAUCCAACAAAAGCCGACUGUCGCAAUGUUGUUGCCCGCCGUCUUUCGCAGCCCUACAAAAUGCUACGCUCAGUCGCACCAUUAAUCUGUAUUUUGCGCGCUUCACUAACAACAUGGCCACAUCAUCGUUGCGCGUCACACUGAAAUCCCACUCGGUAGUAAUGCAUGGAAAAAUUUUGGAAGCAUAACGUGGAUGAUAGCGAGUUUUAAAUGCUAUAAAUUUUCGCAUAAAAUGGGCUAGUGGUGUGUAAUAUGUUUAUUGGCAAUGACUUUAUUCUUCGUUCUGAUUCAUUAAUGUUUUCUAUUCACGGACCAAUAUCAAAAACAGGUAGGGGAUGCCAUUCUCUACAUGGAACCUAAUAUGGAACGGUGAGAAAAGUCCUUUCUUUACAAAUCGUUUUUUUUCUUCUUUAUUAAAGAGGCUUUCAGCCCUUCGGUGGUUCACCUCUGGUUGUUUACAAAUCGUUUAUACGCCAAUAACCCAUGUUACGCGAGAUAAAGAUUAAGAAAUACUAUGAUUGAAUACCUAACUGUAACAUGUGUGAAUGGUAAAGAAAAAGAUUGAUUAUAGAACAAAUAGUGUUUAUAUUAUUUUUUGUUUUUCAUGAGGUAAUGAUUCUCGUUUCGUUUUUUUCUUAAUCGUAAUUUGUAUGAAAGGGAUAUCGCAUUGUUCCCGAUCUUCCGAACAGGAACGAUGGCAAUAAUGUGUGAUGUUACUAAAUGUAAGCAGGAUAGAACCGGGAUGCCUACAUUGGUGGAUAUUUGUGUAGCAGUGAAUUAUAAAUUAAAACAAGGGACGGAGAAAUAACCGUAUUGGAGUUUUUUUUGGCGAAUGUAGAAAAAGAAGGCAAAGGACAAAUAAAACUAAACAAUAUUCAAGAAAGCAACAAAGUGAGCAUUUUCUGUAAAAACAGUGGAGAUCGUUUAAGUAAAUCUGAUAGACUCUUUUUUUAAAUAAUAUUUUACUAAUUUAAUUUUUUGUUUAAUGCUAAGUCUCCAGUAACUGUUUAAUGAUGAUGAAGAAAAUAUAGAAAUGAUUCUAAAUUAAGCAUUUUGGUUGAGGCGAUA